AUGUCAGUCAGAUCAGAUGCAGUCUUCCGAGAGGAUGUCUUCUAUCGCAAGACUGUGCUCACGACAGGCGGCGGAUCAGGCAUCUGCAAGGGCAUGACAUUGGCCAUGAUGAGGCACGGCUGCAAUGCCAUCAUUGUCGGCCGCAACAAGGAGAAGAUCACCUCUGCAGCGGCAGAGCUGUCUAGACAGACGAAGCGAAAGUGUAUCGGUGUCUCGGCAGAUGUGAGGGACGUCAAAUCGCUCGAAAAGGCGGUCGAAGAAGGUGUUGAGGAAUUUGGCGGGAUUGACUACGUCAUCUGCGGAGCAGCCGGCAACUUCUUGGCUCUCGGUGAAAACAUCAGCCCGAAUGCAUUCAAGUCUGUCAUCGACAUCGAUCUCCUCGGCACAUUCAACACCAUCAAAGCCACUCUGCCUCACGUCAAGACGGCAGCAGGAGCGUAUAUAGCUGUCUCGGCCACUUUGCAUUACUCGGGACUCAUCAUGCAAAGCCAUGCCAGUGCCGCGAAAGCCGGUGUUGACGCGCUCUGUCGCUCUCUUGCUGUCGAACUCGGUCCCUCUGGUGUACGCUAUAUGACGCUUGCGCCCGGGCCAAUCGCUGGCACAGAAGGCAUCGACAGAUUACUCCCCACCGAGCUCAAAGAGCAAGCUGUUCGCUCGAUUCCGCUGCAACGCCUCGGCACGAUUGAUGAUAUAGCCAAUGCCACCGUCUUCCUCUUCUCGCCAGCUGCCUCCUUUGUCACCGGGACGACGCUCGUCGUCGAUGGCGGCCAGUGGCACACUCAGCAGCAAUUCGGGUACCCUGAAUCAGUAUCUGCGGACUCCCAACCUAGACCCAGGCUAUGA
Mixia osmundae IAM 14324 is the source of this 843-nucleotide messenger RNA. RefSeq lists its product as uncharacterized. Lineage: Eukaryota; Fungi; Basidiomycota; Mixiomycetes; Mixiales; Mixiaceae. Gene Ontology annotation, molecular function: 2,4-dienoyl-CoA reductase (NADPH) activity. The record is from RefSeq and is a predicted model, not a curated record. The transcript has 3 exons. Gene Ontology annotation, biological process: fatty acid catabolic process. The coding region runs from base 1 to 843 and encodes 280 amino acids.